Spea bombifrons (plains spadefoot toad) is the source of this 3543-nucleotide messenger RNA. RefSeq names its product APC membrane recruitment protein 1 (gene AMER1). Bases 226 to 3429 code for a protein of 1067 amino acids. The transcript is spliced from 2 exons. Gene Ontology annotation, molecular function: beta-catenin binding; phosphatidylinositol-4,5-bisphosphate binding. The record is from RefSeq and is a predicted model, not a curated record. Lineage: Eukaryota; Metazoa; Chordata; Amphibia; Anura; Pelobatidae. Gene Ontology annotation, cellular component: plasma membrane. Gene Ontology annotation, biological process: regulation of canonical Wnt signaling pathway.
AUGUUGAUUAGGGGAGGUGGUCAGGUAGAGGCCGCCUUGGUACAGGAGCAUCAGUGUGCAAAGCUGAAGCAGGAUUCCCUGGGCACUGAAUGUAGGAUACAGCGUAGGCACGAGGCCUAGUUCCGUGGAGUGCAGGAAGGAUGCCCAUCUGUUAUGUUAACCGGUCUCCAGUGCUACAGUUUUAUCACGUUACCUUGACAUCCCUGCUAAUUCUUUAGUGUUGCCAUGGAAACCGACCAGUUAUGCAAACAAACUGGGGCAAAUGUAGCAUCUAUCAGCUGUGAGAAAAUUGACUGUAUUCGCUAUGAUGCCAGCUCUGGGAAGGUGGAAACUUCUCAUAGUUCGACUGUACUUGUCCUGGACCAACAAACACCAGGGAAGCAAAAGAAAACCCCAUUCAAAUUUUUUGCAGGUAGAAAGUGCAUUUGUACUCUGCCAAGCUUCUUUGGAAAGCACAAGGGUACCAGCAAGGGAGGCUCAAGGAAACUACUGAGCAAAAGCAAAACCCAUGAUGGCAUCAGUGGUGUACCUGAAGAGGAUGGGAAGAAAGCUUUUUCUUCUAAUAACCCGAGUGGGCAUGAGCAUACAAUGCCGGGGGAUAGCUUGCCCAGCUCACAUAGUGCAGACUCUGGCAUUACCUCCCCUGUGAAGUUGGAUUUUAACUUUCAUGAUUCGUUCCUUGCAGGCAGCACAGAAUGUUUUGACAAAAAACUAAAUGGAGAGAAAUCACAGUCUUUUCCCAGACCAAAGAAAGGAUUAAAGGGUCUGUUCAGCAGCAUCCGCUAUCAUAAGAAGAACAAAUCAUGCGCUACAGAGAAAUGUGAACGUUCUGAUCAUUGUGUUUCAUCAAUCAAUUUCCAGCAAGUAAAUAAGGAAUGUCUGACUGAGGAGAGUUGCAGUGAACAAACAAAUCUACCCUGUGUUGACACCUCAUCUCCAGGGUACUCCCUUGAUGCGGCACAUGAAAAAGAAGCAAUAGUAGAAUGUUCUGCCAGCAUCCCAAGGGUUCCCUCCCCUACAGAUAAGUACUUGGAAACCGAUACAGUUGGUUCUGUGAACCAAAACCCUACCAUAGAAACAGAAAGCACCCUCCCUUGUUCAAUUGAUGACACAGAAUGUUGCCAGACUGUAAAUGCAGACUUCAAAGACAGGGAUCCUCCAUCUGUGCCUGGGGGUGAACAGGCCAACCUUAUAUUUGAAGAUGUUUCUUCUCUAAAAAGUUUUGACUCUCUAACUGGCUGCGGGGAUAUAAUUGCUGACCAAGAAAUUGACAACAUAAGCGAUACAGUUUCAUUGGAGCGGAGCAGGGAGGCUACAAAGAGAAGCUCCUGCCUUGUUACUUACCAAGGUGGUGGAGAGGCAAUGGCAACACCGGAUGACACGGAAGAAGAGUAUUUUCACCAGCUGUUAGAUGAGAACAGUGAAUCAGAAAAGGUUUAUGACGUGAACAAAGAGAAAGAAAACAAUGAAAUGCCAAAGGGCUUUAUUUGUCUGGAGACUACUGAUUAUCAUUUGGGUGUUAAAGAUCCAUUUGAUAGAACCGUUACGUGCAACACAGACUUGCUGACCCCACAAAGUGAUCAACAAGAGUCUGCUCCAAACAGUGAUGAAGGAUACUAUGAUUCCACUACACCUGGUCCUGAUGAGGAAACCAGAGAAGGCUUCACGCCAAAGGAAAGACUUCCAAGAGACAGCUAUAGCGGUGAUGCUCUUUAUGAGUUCUAUGAGCCUGAUGACAAUCUCAUGAGCCCUGAACCUGGUAGUGAGUCUCUGUAUGAGAGUAAAACACCUUGUUCUGAUAUUUAUGAUCACUUUUUUGAUUUUAGCCUUCAUGCUGACAGUGGAUUGAUUCUAGAUGCUAAACACAAAAAAUGUGCAACAGAGACAGAGGAGGAGAGAUUGGCAGUGAUUCAGAAACAGUUGCUGUUCUGGGAGCGGCAAAGAGAGGCAGUUCUGAAGGGAACUGCUCAUGUAAUUCCAGAUAUAUUAUCCAAAGAAAAUAAAAAUAAUGAAUGUGAAAACAGAGCUGCUGUUUUAAUGGACAGGAGCAAGAGUUGCCUUGAUAGUGAACUUGCAAAACUACAAAAUACAAGCAAGGAUGGCGUUCACAAAGGAAUUCAAAAUGUGCAAAUGGGGAAAGCACGAUGCAAAGAUAUUCGGCAAAUGUCCUUUACUAAUUUCCAGGGUAUUUAUAGCCAAAACUCAGAGAGUAGUUGCCUUACCCAUGACACUGGUUUUGAGUUCAAUGUUGGUACCCUUGAAGCUCAAGAUCAGGGUAUCAUCAGAAAAGCAAGUGCUGGCAGUUUUUCAACUUCUAAGAUAACUCCUGUGCAUCAUGUCCAGAAUGUAUUUUGCCCUGACUAUGAUUUGCAAAAUGAAUGUGAGCUGACUUCCAAAUCAUCUGAAGCGUUGGCAGACUUCAGUAGCGGAAUGUUGUUUUCAAGCAUCUCUGAAUGCUUAGGCAGAGGUGGUUCUAGCUCCUCAUUCCAUCACAAUCUAGAUUCUCUUCCCACCAUGAUUAAUUUUGAUAUUGUUGAUGUUGAUAAUGAAGGUGAAUGUGAACAGCAAGUAGAACUGAGUCCAGAUGAAGAGGUGGAUUCAUCAUUUGAGACUUUUGACCACAAUUAUGUUCAAGAGUCUUUAGCAGAUUGUGAAGAACCAUUGUUUCAAAUGGACUUCCAGCAGCCGGAUCAAGGCUUUAACUGGGGGGUUGCUAGUCUUCCCCGUCACCUUGAUCAAUAUACUCUGAAUCCUUCCAUUACUGCACCGCUUUCACUUAUGCGAAGAAGUAAGUCCCUUGAUACAGAAACCAUGGAGCUUGAACUUGGUGGUCUCCAUUUGUCUAAAAGUGGCCUGAAAACCAAUGAUCAUUGCACUCGUUUGGAUGGUGAAAAGAACUCCUGGAAUUAUGAGCAUGAGUCUCUUGUGGGAGAUGGACAGUGGGAUGGCAGUCAUUUUUUGGAGAAGGAUAUUCAAAAGACUGGAAACUUUGAAUGCUAUCCACCGAUUAUAUCUUCAACGCAGAGCUGUCGCACAGAUCCCCAAAGCCAAAUUGUAAGUAACCAUCUGUCAAAACAAAACAAACAAAUGUCAAGCAGCACUAUGCAGUGUACAACUAGGCAUUCCCAAGAGGUGACUCACCUCUAUCGAUAUGGUGAAAACACUACAAAGAAGCUUGCACUUGUGUUACCGCUCGGAGAGAAGAGGGAGAUGGAUAUACAUGGCAGUCUUUAUGAUUCUGGAAAGCAAGUGCAAAACAAACCCGUGGGCAUUACACAAGCAAUUCCGCAGCAACACAAACAUGAAGAGGACUCUUUCGAACAAACAGUGAACUACCAAGAACUUUCUGGAUUCACUAAGAAAGGGACAGUUGAACCCAGGGGCUCUGAUGACUGGAGUAAUAAAUACAAUGAAUGUACAAACAGCUAGUGUUUGUGGGUAUUUUUUACCUUUCAUUAUGAAUAGGGUGGUAAAGACCUUUUAUGUGUCACUUAUUAAAAAACAAUGCUGGAGUGGAGAAAUAAACUUUUUUUACUACUGCAA